Messenger RNA from Cucurbitaria berberidis CBS 394.84, 804 nucleotides. RefSeq lists its product as uncharacterized. Bases 1 to 804 code for a protein of 267 amino acids. Gene Ontology annotation, molecular function: protein binding. The record is from RefSeq and is a predicted model, not a curated record. The transcript is spliced from 2 exons. Lineage: Eukaryota; Fungi; Ascomycota; Dothideomycetes; Pleosporales; Cucurbitariaceae.
AUGAGCGCCUCCGAUCGCGAAUCCAGGGCCAGCGAAAGCAGUCGCGAAUCUAGCACGACGCCGGAGCCCCCAAGGAAGAAAAUCCGGUUUUCAACGCACGAAGGUCCUCAGAUCGAGCUCCGACCUAUUACCAUUCGCGUCGGGAGCACAGACGAUGAGUUCUACAUUCAUGAGAAGCUGCUCCGCUCCACAUCAUCCUUCUUCGACAAUGCGCUCAAAGAGGGCUGGAAAGAAGGCCAAGGCGGUAUUAUCAGACUAUCUGAGGUCGAGCCGGCCAUAUUCACGAUUUGGACAAAGUGGCUUUACACGGGUCGAAUGUUUGUCAUGAAAGAUGGGGACGAUAGAAUUGGUCCCGACGGCGACUCUUACAGCGGGGAAUGGGAUCGUCUUAGAGAUUGCUAUGCCUCGGGAGACUUCCUUCAGGAUUCCGACUUCAAGGAUGCGACGAUAGAUGCCCUCGUUACCAGGAUGGUGGAGACCGAUUGCUACCCGCUGGGGCUUGCACGAUACAUCUACGACUACUCCAAUAAAGGCUCGGCACAUCGGCAAUUGGCUAUUGAUACGUGCGUGCGAGUUUGGGACAGGGACGACUACGCGGAUUUGCUUACAGAAGACGAAUUCAAUAACGCAUUCCAACCGCGGCAAUUUUUGUGCGACGUUCUGGCCAAGAUUGGCCCAAAUCUUGAGACGGGUAUAAAGGAAAAGGACGCUGGGAAAUUCUUUGACUUGAACGAUACGUGCAAGUACCACGAUCAUGGGUCAGACAAGCCCUGCUACAAGAUGAAGCCUGCAUUCAAUUUCUAG